Fukomys damarensis (Damara mole-rat) is the source of this 2706-nucleotide messenger RNA. RefSeq lists its product as uncharacterized. The transcript has 2 exons. Bases 7 to 1056 code for a protein of 349 amino acids. The record is from RefSeq and is a predicted model, not a curated record. Lineage: Eukaryota; Metazoa; Chordata; Mammalia; Rodentia; Bathyergidae.
ACUGUGAUGCGCCCUGCUCUGGGACCAGGGCUGGUGGGCAGCUGCUGCAGCCUCUGCACAGGAACAGUGCGGGUCCCAGGUGCUAGUGCUUCCUUUGCAGACUUACUUGCCUGUCUCCCCAAUGUCCCCCAAGGAGGGGGCUUGGCUCACGGGAGGCUGAGCUCAUGCUGGAUGCGGCUGACUGGUUGUGUGGGGGCUCUGGGGCAGGACUUCUGCUCCCUGCAGGUCUCCAUGGAGGGCUGGGAGAUGCUGGUCAGCAGCCCCUUGACGGCGCCUGUCUUGGAUCAGCCUAGUGACCUGGAACAUCCCUUGCUGGUCCCUGGGGGGUCUGGGGGUGUGUGGCUGAGGUCCUGGGCUUUGUCCUGUUUAUGGGAGGUCAGGCGGCCACAGGGGCGGAGGGGCCUGGAGGAGGCCUGUGGCCCCCGGCAACCAUCUGGUGAUUGUAAAAGGGGCAAUCCACAUUUUUGUAGGGGGAUGGUGGGGAACAAACUGCAGACUGUCAGGAGGGCCCUCUGCCCUCAUGCCUCCCAGUCAGACACCUCUGCAGCCUCUCUCUGUGUCUGUGCUCAAGGUGAAAAGUUCAGGCUGUCCCUCUGCAGAGGGCUGGAGGUGGGGCAGCCCGCACAAGGAAUUUGGCCAGCCACUUGCCACAGUGCUUCCUCCUGGUGCCCUGUAUCCUGGGGGCUGGGCCAGACCUGUAUGGGAUGGAUGCAUUCAGCCCCUCCUGGACAAGGAGAGGACAGAGACCUGGCGAGAGCUGGCGAGGGGUGGGGUGGGCCUGGUGCCCAGUUCAGGCCCUGUGAGGGUUUGGCGGUGAGCAUUCUUGGGCCCACCCCUGUACUCAGGGCUGCACUGGGGACCUUUCAUUGGGGACAGGUUCUGGAGGUGCAGGACAGGUCUGAGAAGAGCAGCAGCCAGGAGACACCCUUACCCCCAGCUGAGUCAGCCCUCUGCCACCCUGCUUCCCAGAAGUCCCUGGAGGACCAGUGCGUGUGGCUGUCAUCUGUUUCUUUUUGGAGCUCUUUAAAGAGGUCUCACGAAGGAUCCAUCCCUUGAAGGGUCCAUCCCUCGAUUUUUCAGCUUGGGGAUUAGGAUUUUGGAGUAACACAAGCUGUGGUGUGCACCACAAGACACCCCUGCCUGACCCCAGCGCUCACUUUCCUGCCAAGCUGCUGUCCCCCAUGAAAAUUUUUGUCCCUUUGAGCCUGCCAGUGCCUGGGGCCAGGGAGAGAUCUGUGUGCUCAUCCCUGGAGGGGAUCCUGGCAGCUUCAGGGGACCACCCCCCAGGGGCCAUUAGCUGUCCCUUCCCCCACAUCCAGGCUGAUUGCUGAGGGUUCAGGGAGGUGCCUGACAUUCAUGCCAGUGACUGUAGGGCUGGUAUCCUAGGGGGGACUAGCUGGUAAUGUUUCCGGAGAGAGGUAUUUGAGAUGCACCUGGUCCCCAGAGCAGCAGGCAGCAUAUGCUUGCAGUUUCCUCUGUUUCUUUUUCUCUGGGGAAAGGUACUUACCCCCAUGGUUGGUGCAGGCAGCCAGGCCCAGGGGAGUGGGCUGGAGGCCAGGGUGCCCACCUGCCCCCAGGCCACUGCUCUCUCCAGGCCUGCACCCUGCGAAGAGGCUGGUUCAAAAGGUCACUGCCCUGAUUUUUAUUGCCAUCUCUUGUGUUCUCAUGACCCCUUGCCCUCCGCACAGACUGGCGGACUGGAGCGUUGACAGAGCCCAGCUAUCGGGAUUGGAAAUGUUUGGGAAAGACUACGUCUCAAGCAAUCAAGGUUAAAUAUUUCAGUAGCUUAAAAUACUUUGUUAAAAAUCUGGCAAAUAUGUGUGAAUAUUUAUGAGUUUAGGGCAGACAGAAACUGGAUCCUCUUGAAGCUGUGCUGCCUCCUGACACAGGAACAUGGUCCUCUUGUGGCCUGGUGGGUCUCUGUCCCGCCUGCUGCACAGGCCCUCCUGGCACCUGUGGCACAGGGAAGCCUUCUGACUUCUUGGUAAAUAAUGGAGGUUGAGUUGGCCCACGUUUUGCAUUGUAGUCCUCCACCUCAAAAGCCCAGUAUUAAGAGCACUUGGCCUCGCAGGCCCACACCGGACUUCUCUGUCUGUCCCCCGCAGUGUUAUCAGUUGUGUGCCUGCCCCUUGCUGUCAGUGUGGACCUUGUUCUCCAGGCCUGUGGUGGACACUCACAGUGUCUUCCUCCAGUCCAUGCAUCCUGCCCCCACUCCCGUAUCCCCAGCCUCUCACGCCUGUUGUGUUGGGGGUGUGCUUCUUCCCAGAGAGUGGGAGGUGGGAGCCAGGUCUUAAAUCAGGGAAACUGUUCCAGCAGGAGCGAAAAUAAUCAGCUGGCUGGAGAGACACCUGAAAACACAGGCUAUUUGCUCCUCUAUAAAGACAUUUGUUAUGUCACCACCACAGUCAAAGUACAAAUGUCACAGGGCCCUUUUUUUGUGACCCCUGAAGCCAUUUGGUCCUUUAUCUUGGCAGCAAGUGAAGGCGAUUCCAGCCAGUGCGGGGACACACCUGGGAUAUCUGGCCUCAGCAUUCCCAUGCUGUUAGCUGGGGAGUGGGCCUGGUCCCCCAGUCCCUGUUCCUGCCAGGACACAGGCUGUGGAGGUGCGCGGAUGAGGACUGGUUCUGUGACCCUGCAUCCAUGGGCGCCAGAAGGGAUAUGCUGGUGCCCGGGGCAAGCUAGGGGCCAGGGAGAGCUUCUCCAAGC